ACAAUAAGAUACAACAGGUUUGGAUGGGGCUCUCUUUGUGCUGCCGGAGGAGGCGCCUACUACUUCGCCAAGAAACAGAUCAAUGCCGACCGAGCUGCGAAACUUGAGGAAACGCGGAGGAAGAAGCGGAUGAUCGACUCUCUCGAAUAUUCAAGCAACGUUCCUGCCCAUCCUGGAUCUUCUGCCACUAUGGGUGGCGGUCCCGUAGGCAAUGGGACGUCGCCACGGACCGAUGCAGCUGGGUCUCCAAGCCAAGAAGCAAGCAGCGACCCGGCGCCAACGAGACAUGCCCCGGCGACCGAAGGCCAACGCAUAUUCGAGAAGAGCAAGUACGAGAGUGACAAGCCGUUCAAGAGUCCGAAGGGCGACCGGUUUUCAUAG
Molecule: messenger RNA, 381 nt
Organism: Pseudomassariella vexata
Lineage: Eukaryota; Fungi; Ascomycota; Sordariomycetes; Amphisphaeriales; Pseudomassariaceae
Exons: 2
Source: RefSeq, a predicted model, not a curated record